Messenger RNA from Ictalurus punctatus (channel catfish), 1418 nucleotides. RefSeq names its product COP9 signalosome subunit 8 (gene cops8). Gene Ontology annotation, cellular component: COP9 signalosome. The transcript is spliced from 7 exons. Gene Ontology annotation, biological process: COP9 signalosome assembly; protein deneddylation. The record is from RefSeq and is a predicted model, not a curated record. Lineage: Eukaryota; Metazoa; Chordata; Actinopteri; Siluriformes; Ictaluridae. The coding region runs from base 121 to 696 and encodes 191 amino acids.
UGCCGAACAUGUUUGUGUUUGCAAAACAAAGAAGAAGAAAAAACAUCAUUUAGCAUAUCGCUGUAUCGUUACCGGUUAGCAGAAACAUUGACAUUGUGUUUUGUGUGAAGUUUCUUGAAGAUGCCAGUGGCAGUCAUGCUGGGAGAACAUUACGAGAAGCUUCUGGAGCAAUGUGAGACUCAGGAGCUGGAGGCUCCAGGUGGCAUUGCAACUCCACAAGUGUAUUCCCAGUUACUGGUCCUCUACCUGCUGCACAAUGAUAUGAACAAUGCCAGGUAUCUUUGGAAGCGGAUUCCACAAGCAAUCAAAACGGCACACCCAGAACUGGCAGCUAUUUGGGCGGUAGGACAAUGUAUCUGGCAGCGAGAUUUCCCAGGCAUCUACAGUGCAAUUGCUGCCUAUCAGUGGUCUGAACCAAUUCUUCCUGUAAUGGAGUCUCUAAGAGAGUCUACCCGCAGGAGGGCAUAUGGCCUUGUAGCCCAAGCAUACACGUCAAUCAGUGCAGAUGACUUUGCCUCCUUUGUGGGAUAUUCCGUGGAAGAAGCUGUAAAGGGUGUUAUCAGUCAUGGGUGGCAGGCGGACCCUAAUGCCCGAAUGAUAUUGCCACAGAAACCAGAUCCACCCCCUGUCUCUUUGGUUCCAAACGAGCAACAGCUGGCCAGACUCACUGACUACGUGGCUUUCCUUGAGAACUGAUCCCCCUACCCUUAACCCCCCUUUUCCAUCUUCUCAGCUAAACAGUGUGAAUUCAAAGGUCUUAUGUAUGUUCUUCCUGUUUUUAACUGAGUGACAUACAGGACUCUCCCAGAUGCGAAUCUUACACUAUGCAUGUGUUUCUUGAAGUUGGAUUUGAUUUUGCUGUUGUUUAACAUACAAUAUUUGGCCCGUGCUCUUAUUUGCCUGGAUAAAUAUUAAAUUAUUAUUUAGCAUAUCAAAUCAAUUUAAGUAUUCCUUGAAAUGUGCAUGGAACAAAUUCUUGUCACAAAUGUCACAAAUUAAUCACUAGACAGCUCAUGAUGGUUUCUCCUUAUAUCCCAUGCUAUAAAGCAUAAAAGACUCUGUUGUGCAUAUUUUUACUUGAUGCUAAAAGUGUAUUAUAAAGGCAUAAAGAGUGCACAUUUGAGAAAACAAACCAUGCAUGUGUCAUACAUAUGGGGUGUACAUGCAACCGUGGAAUAUUAGCACUGUGCACUAGAAAUAAAUGGAAUACAACUAUGUUCAGUGCUGCAUGUAUUGAAAUAAGGUUUAAUGUUUAAUGUAAUUGUGUUCACAGAACACCUAAAGACUGUAUCUAAACUUUUUACUCCAACCUUCUUGAGAAAGUUCUCUUUUACCUGCUACACAUCUGUGAUUGUCAUAGUUCUUGUUUUAUUCUAUUGCCAGUUGUUUUUUCAACAGGAAUAAACACAUAAAAUGAA